AUGUCGUACCCAACGCACGAACGUGAUUUGGAAAAGGCAUCUCGAUUGGAGGAUCUCCUGUCCAGACCCAUUCAUACAAAAUCUGUGGUUGCUAACCCUGCUCCUCUGGGGCUCAUGGGAUUCGCCUUGACGACAUUUGUGCUGUCUUGCCACAACGCUGGAGUGAUUAUUCCACAGAGUGCUCCUCAUACUGUCGUCACUGGUUUGGCUGCUGGCUACGGUGGAUUGGCGCAACUUCUGGCUGGAAUGUGGGAAUUCUCGACUGGAAACACUUUUGGAGCCACUGCAUUCUCGUCAUAUGGUGCAUUCUGGCUGUCGUUCGCUGUGAUUCAGAUUCCGGCCUUCGGUGUUCGUGCUGCGUUUGUGGCCAGCGAGUCUCUUGUCGACUACAAUGAAGCUCUGGGGCUUUGGCUGCUGGGCUGGACGAUUGUAAUAACCCACUAA
Marchantia polymorpha subsp. ruderalis is the source of this 444-nucleotide messenger RNA. Lineage: Eukaryota; Viridiplantae; Streptophyta; Marchantiopsida; Marchantiales; Marchantiaceae. The record is from the annotation of a GenBank genome assembly.